Messenger RNA from Penicillium canariense, 2217 nucleotides. RefSeq names its product putative MFS transporter. The record is from RefSeq and is a predicted model, not a curated record. Gene Ontology annotation, molecular function: transmembrane transporter activity. Gene Ontology annotation, biological process: transmembrane transport. The transcript has 3 exons. The coding region runs from base 1 to 2217 and encodes 738 amino acids. NCBI's taxonomy places the organism in Eukaryota, Fungi, Ascomycota, Eurotiomycetes, Eurotiales, Aspergillaceae.
AUGGAAUCAGCUGAAGUAUCCCCGCCAUCCACGAUACCCGAGAACAAGGAGAGGGAUACGGCACAGAAGCAGACGGUGCCGCGAUGGAGGCGUUUUUUUGGUGGGUCGUCAGACAAAGAAGCCGACAAUGAGGUCGGCACGUAUCGGGCGAAGUCGACGUUGGGUAUUCUGAGUGAUAGUCAGACAGACGAAGUACCUGGAACGAUCCUUCUGCUGUCUUCCAAUCGCAAUGAGCCUCUGGGAUUGAGGCAUCAGCCCCAACGAACAUCAACGUCGUCCUUUCACUCCUCCGCCCCUCCUUCCCGUGCCUCCUCUCGUCCCGCUGCUCCACAGAAGAAGCGAACAGCUGAUGGACAGAUUGUCCUCGACCCGCAGCCCGAUGAUUCAGUGAAUGAUCCGCUCAAUUGGCCGGUAUGGCAACGAGAUGCUGCCCUGUUCUCCUUGGGCUUCUAUUGCUUGAUGGGCGGGGGAAUGACGCCUAUCUUGGCCGCUGGGUUUACGAACGUGGCAGAAACCUACGAUAUCACUAAGCAAAAGGUGGCUUACACGACCGGUUUGUACAUGCUGGGUCUUGGUAUCGGGUCAGUGAUUAUGUCCCCAACGGCCAUACUUUUCGGUAAGCGCCCGGUAUAUCUUUUGGGCGCGGUGCUUUUCAUCCUCUCUUGUGUCUGGUGUGCACUUUCGCCGAACUAUCCAAGUCUGGUGAUCGCUCGUAUCUUCCAAGGAAUUGCGGUGAGUCCGGUGGAAUGUCUCCCGUCUGCCACUAUCGCAGAGAUCUACUUCUUGCAUGAGCGCGCGUAUCGGGUCGGUGUUUACACAUUGUUGUUGCUCGGCGGCAAGAAUUUGAUCCCGUUGGUUAGCGCUGCUGUCAUCGGUAGUCUAGGAUGGCGCUGGGUGUUUUGGAUUGUCGCUAUGAUUGUUGGCGCUUGUUUUGUCCUGCUCUUUUUGUUUGUCCCGGAAACCUUCUGGGAUCGCACCCCUCGUCCACGGAAACAUCACAAGCGCCCUCACAUGGGCAGAAAGGUUUCGGGGCUUGUCUCGCAUGGCUUCCGGGGUCGCCACCUGCAUGCUCAGCUUCCCGAACAAUCUGCUGAGCCGAAGAUAGAAGCUGAACCCGAUGUGCUACCAAGUCCAAAAAAGGAGAAGCACGCGCAUUUCACAUUUGCGGAUACCGCACGGACCGAGGAGCAACACACUGAGACAGCAGGAGACAAUUUUACACCUACCAACGUCACAACUCCCACUGGCGAUGACCAUAUCGUCACCGGGUCGUCUACUCCAGGCAUUGGGCACAGCGAUGGCCCUCUCCAACCGCCAGCCCCGGCGGUCGUGCCGCCCCUGGAUCCAGGUGAAAUGGAAGCAGGACGGCAUUCGGCUUUAUCACCCACCCGCAGCGAGUCUCACUCACCAGGGAUGCCACUUCCAUCCACACUGCAAUACACUAACAGACUCCGUGAACGGCCCAAAAUCCCCUUCAGCCAGUUGUUGAAAGUUUGGAAUGGAAGGAUUGCCCAAGACGAGUGGAAAAAGGUUGCUAUCCGGCCUUUCAUUUUAUUUGCAUACCCAGCCGUUCUCUGGUCGUCAGUGGUGUACGCUUUGUCAGUCGGCUGGUUGAUCGUGCUCUCCGAGUCUGUCGCAGUAAUUUAUGAAAGCUCGGAUUAUUAUGGUUUCACCCCACUCCAGACAGGCUUGAUCUAUAUUUCCCCCUUCGUCGGGGGUUUACUUGGCACCGCAGUCGCAGGUAAAGUUUCUGAUAUGGUCGUGCGGAUGCUCACGAGACGCAACGGCGGCAUCUACGAGCCCGAAUUUCGUCUUGUCAUGGCCAUCCCAAUCGCGCUGUCGACAACUAUUGGGUUGAUGGGCUUUGGUUGGAGUGCACAGCUGAUGGAAGCAUGGAUCGUGCCUACGAUCUUCUUUGGCGUCAUUUCCUUCGGGUGCUGUCUUGGAAGUACCACCGCCAUCACAUUUUGCGUCGACAGCUAUCGCCAGUAUGCCGGAGAGGCACUGGUUACCUUGAAUUUUAGCAAGAAUGUCCUCCACGGCCUCAUGUUCUCUCUCUUCAUUGUCAAUUGGCUCGAGUCCGAUGGUUCCAGGACUGUUUUCCUCGCCAUUGGCGGUAUGCAGCUGGCCUGUCUGUUGAUGACGAUUCCGAUGUACAUUUAUGGCAAGCGGGCUCGUAUGUGGACCGUGCGAAAGCGGUUGAUGGAACGUUUUUGA